CAUCCAUCUCUUUCAGGACAUGGAGGUGUGAAUCAGUUAGGGGGAGUGUUCGUGAAUGGCAGGCCCCUCCCAGAUGUGGUGCGAACGCGAAUCGUAGAGCUGGCUCACCAAGGGGUCCGCCCCUGUGAUAUCUCCCGACAGCUCCGGGUCAGCCACGGAUGUGUCAGCAAAAUACUGGGGAGGUACUACGAGACAGGAAGUAUUCGUCCCGGUGUGAUUGGAGGAUCCAAACCAAAGGUUGCUACACCCAAAGUGGUGGAUAAGAUCGCCGACUACAAACGCCAAAACCCUACCAUGUUCGCCUGGGAGAUACGAGACAGACUAUUGGCUGAGAGAGUGUGUGACAACGAUAGUGUUCCCAGUGUCAGCUCGAUCAACAGGAUCAUCAGGACUAAAGUCCAGCAGCCUCCGGGUCAGUCAGGACCUCUCUCUGCUCACAACCUAGCGUCGUCAGUGGCGUCGACACAGGUUUCCGCGGUGACCAGUGACUCGGCUGGCUCCUCCUACUCCAUCAGCGGCAUUCUGGGAAUCAGCUCAGCUAACGAUGGGAAGCGGAAGAGAGACGACGCCCUCCAGGAGUCUCCUCUAGCCAAUGGUCAUGGUCCAGGUGGGAGGGAUUUCCUGAGGAAGCAGAUGAGAGGGGAUCUCUUCUCGCCGCAGCAGAUAGAGACAUCAGAAUAUUCGGCCAUGGCUCUAGCCGGUGGAUUGGAGGAGAUGAAAAGCAAUCUGGCCAAUCCAGGGUCAGCGGGGGAGCUAGGAGCCAGUGUUCCGGGCCCACAGUCCUAUCCACUGCCAGGUCGAGACCUCUCCAGUACCACGCUCCCCGGCUACCCCCCACGUCCCCCAACAGGCCAGGGCAGCUACUCCACCUCCUCGCUGACUGGUAUGGUACCUGGUGAGUAAACACACUGACACGUGGGGACAACCUGGAGUCUAUU
This is a messenger RNA of Salmo salar (Atlantic salmon), 938 nucleotides long. The record is from RefSeq and is a predicted model, not a curated record. Lineage: Eukaryota; Metazoa; Chordata; Actinopteri; Salmoniformes; Salmonidae.